AUGAGCGCGGCUUUCCAGCCCUCGCUGAUGAUGAUGCAGCGCCCGCUGGGAAGCAGCACGGCCUUCAGCAUCGACUCGCUCAUCGGCAGCCCCCCGCCGCCCGCCCCCGGUCACUUCGUCUACACCGGCUACCCCAUGUUCAUGCCCUACCGGCCCGUGGUGCUACCGCCGCCCCCCCCGCCGCCACCGGCGCUACCGCAGGGCGCCCUCCAGCCGGCGCUGCCCCCCGCGCAUCCCCACCACCACCAGCUCCCCAGCCUGCCCACGGGGUUCUGCUCCAGCCUGGCCCAGGGCAUGGCCCUCACCUCCACCCUCAUGGCCACGCUGCCCGGCACCUUCCCCGCCUCCCCCCAGCACCAAGAGGCCGCCAGGAAGUUCGCACCCCCGGGGAACUUCGAUAAAGCCGAGGGGAUCCCCCCGGACGGCGGCGGCGACGAUGGCAAAGCCUUCCUGGGGAAGGACGGAGCCCUCCUGCCAUUCCCCGCCGCCGACGCCGUCCAGGCCUCCCUCGCCGGGGCUCUCCGGGGCCAGGGGAAGGAGGACCCCAAAGCAGAAGAGGAUGCGAAAGGCAAGGAGGAAAGUUUCUCCAUGGACAGCGAUCUAGACUAUAGCUCGGACGACAACAUCCCCGGCCAGGCGGCUCACAAGGAAGAGGACUCUGGCAACGCGCUGGAGGAAAACCCCCAAAACCCCCCCAAUUCCACCAACACCACAUCCACGGGCAAAAACCGGCGGCGGCGGACAGCCUUCACCAGCGAGCAGCUGCUGGAGCUGGAGAAGGAGUUUCACUGCAAAAAGUACUUGUCCCUGACGGAGAGGUCCCAGAUCGCUCACGCCCUCAAACUCAGCGAGGUGCAGGUGAAAAUCUGGUUCCAGAACAGACGGGCUAAAUGGAAACGGGUCAAAGCGGGCAACGCCAACUCCAAGACAGGGGAGCCCUCCCGAAACCCUAAGAUCGUGGUCCCCAUCCCGGUGCACGUCAGCAGGUUUGCGAUCAGGAGUCAGCAUCAGCAGCUGGAGCAAGCCCGACCCUGA
Melopsittacus undulatus (budgerigar) is the source of this 1035-nucleotide messenger RNA. It is a transcript of the gene GBX2, whose product is annotated as gastrulation brain homeobox 2. Gene Ontology annotation, molecular function: DNA-binding transcription factor activity, RNA polymerase II-specific; RNA polymerase II transcription regulatory region sequence-specific DNA binding. The coding region runs from base 1 to 1035 and encodes 344 amino acids. The record is from RefSeq and is a predicted model, not a curated record. Gene Ontology annotation, cellular component: nucleus. Lineage: Eukaryota; Metazoa; Chordata; Aves; Psittaciformes; Psittaculidae. The transcript is spliced from 2 exons. Gene Ontology annotation, biological process: regulation of nervous system development; regulation of transcription by RNA polymerase II.